AUGGAGUCAGUUGGGGUCGUCUAUAAAUUUGCUUGUGAUGUGCUUGCAAACCAAGACUUUGUUGAGGCUUUUCUGCGGGGUCAGGGGAGACCCAGUGAUCAAGCGGCAGCGGCCUACAGCCUGGGAGACCUGCACAAGGGAGCCGCCAAGAUCUCCAACGACAUCCUCGACUCUGUCGGGGUUUCAGUAUAUGCAACAACAGAAAAUUCGAUAACAGUAUACGCGACAAAUGGUGCUAUUUGCUUUCGCUGCAAUCUCCUCAUACUUACCAGGGUUGAGUGCCCAACAUUCCCGAAGAUGGCACCCGAGACGUGUCCGCAGCCAGAACCAGCGAAGUUGUCGUAUGAGAUUCAGAUCUCUCUUGGAACAAUGAUCUUGGAGAGCAAAGCACAGAGAAGGAAUCCCAUGAUAUGCUCUCUUAUUCUUUUAAUCGGGGCAUCAACAUACUGGACACCGCAGAAAUUGCCGGCACAAUAUAUCGGUGUUUCCAAUGAAACCCCGUACGGAGUAAUGCAGUUUGUACAUGCUGCAAAGCUUGAUGGACUUCCAAAGAUUAUGAGCAUCUAG
Molecule: messenger RNA, 567 nt
Organism: Triticum turgidum subsp. durum (durum wheat)
Lineage: Eukaryota; Viridiplantae; Streptophyta; Magnoliopsida; Poales; Poaceae
Source: the annotation of a GenBank genome assembly